Messenger RNA from Westerdykella ornata, 1107 nucleotides. Its product is annotated as phospho-2-dehydro-3-deoxyheptonate aldolase-like protein. Gene Ontology annotation, molecular function: 3-deoxy-7-phosphoheptulonate synthase activity. The record is from RefSeq and is a predicted model, not a curated record. Gene Ontology annotation, cellular component: cytoplasm. The transcript has 3 exons. Gene Ontology annotation, biological process: aromatic amino acid biosynthetic process. Bases 1 to 1107 code for a protein of 368 amino acids. Lineage: Eukaryota; Fungi; Ascomycota; Dothideomycetes; Pleosporales; Sporormiaceae.
AUGCCUUCCUUUGAGGAGUCCAGACACGUCAGCGACGAUGUGCGCGUCUUGGGUUACGACCCGUUGAUCCAACCCGCCCUGCUCUCCCGCGAAAUUCCCAUCCCUCGCCAUGCUGAAGACACUGUCAUCGAGGGUCGCAAAGCCGCCGCCAACAUCAUCACGCAAAAGGAUGACCGCCUCCUCGUCGUCGUCGGCCCAUGCUCGCUGCAUGACCCGGAAGCCGCCAUCGAGUACUGCCAGCGCCUCAAGGCCGUCGCCGACAAGCUUUCCGACAACCUCCUCAUCAUCAUGCGCGCCUACCUCGAGAAGCCCCGCACCACCGUCGGCUGGAAAGGCCUGAUCAACGACCCAGACAUCGACGGGAGCUUCCACAUCAACAAGGGCCUGCGCAUCUCGCGCAAGCUCUUCGUCGACCUCACCUCCUUGGGCAUGCCCAUCGCCUCCGAAAUGCUCGACACCAUUUCUCCCCAGUUCCUCGCCGACCUCAUCUCCCUCGGAGCCAUUGGCGCACGCACCACCGAGUCCCAACUCCAUCGCGAGCUCGCCUCUGGCCUCUCCUUCCCCAUAGGCUUCAAGAAUGGCACCGAUGGUGGCCUCACCGUAGCAGUCGACGCCAUUGGCGCCGCCGCAGCACAGCACCACUUCAUGGGCGUGAACAAGCAGGGCCUUGCUUCCAUCACCAGGACGAGCGGCAACGAGCACUGCUUCGUGAUUCUGCGCGGUGGAACCAAGGGCACCAACUACGACAAGGAAAGCAUCAAGGCGGCGCGAGAAGCCCUGCGCAAGAAGAACCUUCCCGAGGUCAUGAUGGUCGACUGCUCGCAUGGAAAUUCCAACAAGAACCAUAGGAAUCAGCCAAUCGUCGCCCGUGUCGUCGCCGACCAGCUCCGCGAGGGUGAGACCGGCAUCGUCGGCGUCAUGAUCGAAUCCAACUUGAACGAGGGCAACCAGAAGGUUCCGCCCGAGGGCCCCAAGGGGCUCAAGAAGGGUGUCUCCAUCACCGACGCGUGCAUCGAUUGGGAUACGACCGCCACCGUCUUGGAGGAGUUGGCGCAGGCCGUCGCUCAGAGACGGAAGAAGCUGCAAGGCGCGAAUGGGGUGCAUUAG